UGCCAUCUAGUGUUUUUAUAGUGAACUACUAAUACGUAGACUAGAAAACGGUUGCUCAGUGCUUCGUGUAGGAACUGCAGUGUGGCGUUUAAUAAAUAAUUUUCUUAUUUUUUUAACAAUAGUAUAAAAACUGCUGCGUGUUCCCACCAUUUUUCACUCGUGAGGUUGCCAAGGAGUGUGGAGGCACCAUGGAGGUACUCUUCGUAGAUCAAAAGAACAACGUAACUGGCUACCGGAGGCGAGCCUUCGAUUGCGACUACUGGAAAUGUGUGCUCGACAAGUAUGGUCUACUAGCUCAAUAUGGGGACUUGGAUGAACAAAAAUUCUAUGCUCAUCUGGAUCUCUGGGUAUCAUUAAAUCCUAUGUUCACUGAUGCUAUGACUGAAGCCAAAUCAUAUUGUAAGGAGAUCAUAAGACUUUAUCUACCUCUAGACGCCUGCGAGUUCUUCCACCUCCAAUCAUGCUUCAGAAAUUAUUUGAACGUGGACUGUCCGGUCGUCAUACCUACGAAAGAAUGUAUUGAAAAGAAGGAAUUCUACAGGGAAUGCAGAGAAUACUAUCAUAAGAGGAAAUAAUUGUAAUCAAAUGAAUUUGUAAUAAUAAUUAAUUGUUCUAGUUCCACAGUUU
Molecule: messenger RNA, 627 nt
Organism: Spodoptera littoralis (African cotton leafworm)
Lineage: Eukaryota; Metazoa; Arthropoda; Insecta; Lepidoptera; Noctuidae
Source: the annotation of a GenBank genome assembly